AUGGGAGGAGAAGGACUUAAUGGUGCAUUUUGUGAUUCUAUAACAGAUUUUGGCUCUACAAUAUCUUCAGGUGGAGAAAAUUUUUUAUUUGUUUUUCUCUUUGGUUUCCGUUUCUUUUUUAUUUCUCUUUUUAUUUUAAUUCUUUUACCAUUAUUUUUCAAAUUUCUUUCUAAUGCUUGAUUUGUUGUAGGAGGUCUUGGAUCUAAUUGUAUAUUUUGAUCACUUUUAGUUGUUGAAGGAAUGGAGGAUGAAGAAAGAGAAGGGACAAUAUUGUAUGCGUGAUUAGGGGGCUCUUGGGGGUAAUAUGAAAAAGAAUUAUCACUAAUCCAAUUGUCGUCGUUAUCUAUGUCAUCAUUUGCAGAGAUGUAAGAUGCGCGC
This is a messenger RNA of Meloidogyne enterolobii, 378 nucleotides long. The record is from the annotation of a GenBank genome assembly. NCBI's taxonomy places the organism in Eukaryota, Metazoa, Nematoda, Chromadorea, Rhabditida, Meloidogynidae.